Molecule: messenger RNA, 909 nt
Organism: Rhinocladiella mackenziei CBS 650.93
Lineage: Eukaryota; Fungi; Ascomycota; Eurotiomycetes; Chaetothyriales; Herpotrichiellaceae
Exons: 9
Coding region: 1-909 (302 amino acids)
Molecular function (GO): sarcosine oxidase activity; flavin adenine dinucleotide binding
Source: RefSeq, a predicted model, not a curated record
AUGGGAACACAAACGGUUUCCUCGAUCUUGGUGCCGGGAUCAACCUCGCCGACAAGGUCAGUCGAGAGACUCAAAUUCCCCCCUCAUUGGAAGCUGAUGAAAAAUUCGCAGGCCUGUACUUUUGUGCGAUUUCUAUGUGAGCAAGCUGGCGUUGAAUUUGUCUUAGGAGAUCCUCAGAGUAAGGUUCAGAGCUUGGUCAUCGAAGGAGCCGGCCCAAGCAAGAGAGUUACCGGUGUCAAGAUGUGCGAUGGCCGAAGCCACUCUGGGGAUAUUGUGAUCAUCGUCCUUCGUGGCCCCUGGACCGCAUCCAUCAUCCCUGAGGCGCACCGGACCGUGGAGGCCACUGCAGGAACUGUUAUGUUCAUGGACAUUCCCAAGGCGAGGAAAGACAUAUGGGAAAAGUUCAGCCCUCAAAACUUCCCCGUCUGGUCCUACAGGAGGGGAGAGGGUGAGUAUUAUCAAGGAGGCGGUUUCCCUAUUACAAAAGAAGGCCGAUUGAAAUUUGGUUUUCUCGGACGCAAGAUAGCAGAUUAUGCUGGUAUACAGACACCGUCGGGGAUGACGACUUCGUCAUUGACUAUGAUCCUGGCUAUUAAGACUCUCUUUUUGUCUGCUGGCGACGGCCACGGCUUCAAAUUCUUGCUAAACCUUGGUAAGUACGUCAAAAACCAACUAGAACGCGUUCCCGACCAGUUCACGCAACUGUGGAAGUGGCGUGCUGUUGGAGAAGGUAAAGAAAGUAAUGGGAUCGGGCAAGGAGAGAACGGUCCGAGGGAGAUGUCCAAAUUUCAGAUGGCAGAUCCUAAAGACUUCAAGUUCCAAAAGGCGAGAUCUUCCAUAAUCUUUCUUAGCACGUACAUGUUUGCGGCUAAUACCUCUCAAAGAAGUCGCAGCACCGACUCUGAAUAA